AUCACCGCCGGUGAAACCCCACUUUACAUGUUCCUUCCAAUGUCACCCACCUCAACCACAACACUCUCUCCACCCUUCUUCCUCUUGGUUCCUUCCUAACCCUAACUUCCCCAAUUCCAUACCCUGCUCACACCUCAUGGCACACAACCUUCCUCCAUCCCCUCCCGACUCUCCCUCCUCCACCACUACCACACCCCCAAACCCUAACCCUAAUCCAACUCUCCUCCAUCUCUCUUUCAACCAGGACUCCCGCUACUUCGCCGCCGGCACUAACCGCGGCUUCCGAAUCUACAACUGCGACCCCUUCCGCGAGUUUUUCCGGCGAGAAUUCGACGGCGGAGGCGGCAUCGGCAUCGUCCGUAUGCUUUUCGGUUUCAACAUCUCCGCCUUGGUCGGCGGUGGCUCCGAGCCUCAGUACCCCUCGAACAAGGUCAUGAUUUGGGACGACAACGAGGGCCGCUGCAUCGUCGAGCUCUCGUUCCGGUCCGAGGUGAAGUCGGUUCGGCUCAGGCGUGAUCGGAUUGUGGUGGUUUUGGAUCAGAAAAUCUUUGUGUAUAAUUUCUCGGACUUGAAGUUGUUUCAUCAAAUUGAGACUGCUCCGAAUCCCAAAGGACUCUGCGAGGUUUCGCAGCUGUCGGGGUCGAUGGUGUUGGUGUGCCCUGGGUUGCAAAAGGGGCAGGUGAGGAUUGAGCAUUAUGCUUUGAAAAGGAGCAAGUAUGUAGUGGCUCAUGAUUCGAGAAUUGCGUGCUUUGCUCUCACUCAUGAUGGGAGAUUGUUAGCUACGGCGAGCAGCAAGGGGACAUUGGUUCGGAUUUUCAAUACUUUGGAUGGCUCUUUACUUCAGGAGGUAAGGAGAGGUGCAGAUAGAGCUGAGAUUUACUGUCUUGCUUUCUCUUCAUCUGCACAAUGGCUCGCUGCCUCAAGUGCUAAGGGAACUGUCCAUGUAUUCCGCCUGAAACUAGAUUCAGGAUCAUUAGGGAUCGAGAGAUCACGCAGAGCAUCUGAACCAAACUUGUCUACUGCACCUGCUGUUUCAUCUCUUUCCUUUAUUAAAGGUGUGCUGCCAAAAUAUUUCAGCUCAGAGUGGUCACUGGCUCAGUUUCACUUGCAGGAAGGAUGUAAUUAUAUUGUUGCUUUUGGCCACGAGAAAGACACUGUAGUGAUUCUUGGCAUGGAUGGGAGCUUCUACCGAUGUCAAUUCAACCCAGUGGCUGGUGGAGAGAUGACUCAGUUGGAAUAUCAUAAUGUCUUGAAGCCAGAAGAAUCAUCUUAAAGGCCAGGUGUAUGUUUUUUAAAAAAUUUAAAAAUUGUUUAUGCUUGGUCCUUUUGGUGCUAUUAUAUUUUUUUAGAUAUUUAUUAGGGGACAGUGAGAAUGAGUUGUAAAUAUCUAGUUGAUGUAAAUGAUAUAGGGUUUACACUUGUAUGCUCCAAAUAAUAAUGCAGUUAUGCGUAACACUCUUUAUCUUCA
Messenger RNA from Camellia sinensis, 1468 nucleotides. RefSeq names its product autophagy-related protein 18a. Lineage: Eukaryota; Viridiplantae; Streptophyta; Magnoliopsida; Ericales; Theaceae. The record is from RefSeq and is a predicted model, not a curated record. Gene Ontology annotation, molecular function: protein binding.